Hirsutella rhossiliensis is the source of this 2502-nucleotide messenger RNA. RefSeq lists its product as uncharacterized. The record is from RefSeq and is a predicted model, not a curated record. The transcript has a single exon. Lineage: Eukaryota; Fungi; Ascomycota; Sordariomycetes; Hypocreales; Ophiocordycipitaceae. The coding region runs from base 1 to 2502 and encodes 833 amino acids.
AUGAAUCCCCUCGCGACCGAGUUCACUCCGUUAACGAGCCCCAAGACCAGAAUGUCGCAGCUCGCAACACAAUCUUCUCAACAACAGGCCGAGGAGACUCGUCAUCUGGCACCCUCUUCCGUGUACCGUUUUAAGCAAGAAUCCAUUGGCUCGGCAUCGACCGGCCAACUCUUUCGGCCGCAUCUUGCACAUCCUUACCACCUCGCUAUUGCACAGGACGGAAACGCGCUGUUUCCAGAUGGUGUCGGCGGCCAGGGCGCACCAAAUGACCCUUGGAAUCAGCACUAUCCUCUCAUCAAACAUCCUGACUGGCAAGAAGCUGCUCACCGCUUCCCGGAAGCGCCCUUCAACCUCACGAAUCAGAGCUUCGGCAUCGAGGUCCCAGAUGACGCUCCAAGUCUGAUGGCAGAGAGCAACGGGAGAAACACACGUCCUGUCCCGUCCCAAGUCGGCCUCAAUCUCCGACCCGCUUUAGGGGUUGGCGAAGCGGACUCGGGCAGCUCGUACACAACAGAGAGCCUGGCACAGAGUCACAGCACCGUGACACAAUGGACCCCUGCCGUGCACCAGUAUUAUCCCGGCAUGGAACACCUUGGGCUCUUCGAACACCAUGAUCAAUUCUUUCCAGAUAACCAAGAGGCCGACAGCUCAACAGUGCGAAUGGGAGUGGCGACGUCGGCGCUCCGGCGUGGCUAUACGCUGGCGGAGCAAGUCGAAGCUCGAAGCCCUCAACCCCCGCCUCGGCCGGCAUAUGGGCAAGAUUUAGCAGCGUCGGGACCGCAGCAGAUGCCAUAUCCAGGGACGUUGGUGCCUCCUCAGCCCGGCCCCGACACCUACGAUAUCCCCAGCGCCCAGCAUGUGCCUUCUUCUUUGGACUUGACGGACGAGGACUGGCCUCCGCUCCAGCCCUCCAUAGCCAGAGCAGGCUCGGAUCUGCAGAGUUGGAGCCAGCGAGACCGGUCGACUUGCCGACUCUCGCGCUCGGGGAGGACGCGCCGCCAACGGCUGCAGCAGGAUGUCAACCUAUUUCAGCUCGGCGAUAACCGGAAUGAAGUAAUCCCUUCGCAGAACCGUCUCGACCCGGGCAGCGAGCUGCAGAGCUCCCAUGAACACCCGCUGCAGCAAGUCCAGCCGCGAAAUGACCCCCGACCGGCACUUCAAUCUUCAGCCCCGAUUUCGACCGCCUUGGCGUCAGCUCCCCCGAUGGAGAACUCGGCACCGGGAAUGUCUCCACAUAGCCCGAUGCAGGUGUCAUCUGUGGCAUCGGUGGAUCGCGACCGCGCUGCCUUGGCAGAUACAUCAGUGCCCCUGCAUGGUAAGCCCAUGGCGCAGAAAGGAGUUGACGACCAUCAGAACCCAUUUCCGCCGACGAAGCAGAACCAACAAGACACGUUUCGUCGACAUUUGAGAAAUUUCGAAACACUUGCGCCGAAUCACAGUCGUGAACGGACGGAUGAUGAACUCCAAAGUCGUGGCACGCUCUACCCUCGAGAUGUUGAGCUGGGCUUCGUGCAAAAAGCAGUAAUACCUCGACACCACAUUGCCUCACCAGGGCCGCCUGAUGCGCCGCAACCACACGAUGCAUCUUCUGCAAAUGACCACAAGCUCGGCGACGUAUCUUCCCAAGACUUUGAUGCUCGAGUGAUUUCUGCCGAGACGGCCGCUUGUCGAGAAGUAGCCAGAGCAUCCGAAGCCGAGGCUCAGUCGUCUCGCACACGCGCCGCUUUUGAGCCGGGAUCAUGGACAAGUUCGAAGAGGUGGGUGAGCGAGGAAAUGAAGGAACGCCAGGCCUUUUCGAAGAUGAUGAACAACCUACGGCACAUAGGGGCGGAAAGAUCGCCCUGCAUUCCGCAAAGCAUGACAGAGCUGGCAGCCUUUAAAGCAGAAACGGCCGAGGAGAAUAGGAAGCAGUUGACGCGAAUAGUCAGGAGACGAAUAGCAGAGCUGGAGAUCAGGAAAGACCUCUUGCAGAUGGGGUCGAAAUGGACUGGCACAGGGAUUGACAAGCUGCUUUGGGGGAGGCGAUUCCAAGACGGAGCAUCGCCUGUUUUCGCCUCGGAUAACUGCUUCAGCGAAGACCUUGCUGGAGAGAGCGACGCCCGCGUUGACUGGCCGUCCCUGACCGAGCUGAAGGAAGAGGGCGAGAGACGAGCAGGGAGAUAUCGCCGUUGCUUGCCUUUGCCUCGUCUGAAUGCCAUCGAUCCGAGACUUUUGGCAGCAGGGAAUGCGGAUGUGUUCCAUCCCGAUGGCACCAUACGCUGGCAGGCAAAAGCCGUGAGCCCCAAUCGAGCAUUCGUCAUGCCUGUUUCUCCCCCCGAUAUGUCGACUGCGGGAGAAGACAAUGACGCGAAGACCUUGCCUGCCGAGGACACCGAGUCUAAGCCGAGGUCCCGCGAGCUGCCCGAAGAUUCACAAACCACAGUCCGCAGUUUUGUGCGUCGUUUUUGGAAUGAACAGAGCAGCUCAGCCAAAAGGAUGUCGACGGAGCAAGGCAAUCAGUGA